Messenger RNA from Maudiozyma barnettii, 2190 nucleotides. RefSeq names its product Rie1p (gene RIE1). The transcript has a single exon. Gene Ontology annotation, molecular function: RNA binding. Bases 1 to 2190 code for a protein of 729 amino acids. The record is from RefSeq and is a predicted model, not a curated record. NCBI's taxonomy places the organism in Eukaryota, Fungi, Ascomycota, Saccharomycetes, Saccharomycetales, Saccharomycetaceae.
AUGUCAGAAACAGAAAAGGUGUCGCAAUUAAACAAUGAUGUUAAUAAAGAACAACUCCUUCAAGAAACAGAUAUAGACAACGUUGCAGGCUCAGUAUCAUCUGCAGGUUUACAACUAGAACAAUUAGCAAAUAAAAAUUUAUUGACCGUAAGAAUUAAAUGGUCCUCAAAGAUUGCUGACAACGAAAUUGAGAAGGAUAAAAUAAUCCUAGAAUUUUCCAAUUACAUCGUUAGUCAUAAAGGGAAUAUAAUUAAUCCAUUAAAAAUAGAAAACUACGAAUAUCUUUGUGAUUCUAAAAGAUUGGAAGUUAUUACUGAAAAUCAUUAUGAAUUUGAACAUGGUUCAAAAGAAUUUGCAAAAUCAUAUUUGGAUACCGCAAAAAAUUGGAUGUUUGACAUUGUACAACAAGCACAUUUUAGGAAAGGUUAUUCCCUAGAAAACUGUGCAAUACACAUUACAAACGCAUUGAAAGAAUUACCUGACGUAAUCGAACGUUGGUCAGUAACUAUAAACCAUCAUGCUUUAACCCAUACUGGAAAUCUUUUCAUUGGUGGGAUAUCAAAGAAAAUCACUAUUACAAAAUUGAUGGAUAUUUUUAAAGAGUAUGGACCUUUAGUGUCAAUUAAAUUGAUUCACGAUAAAUUAAAAGAUAGAGCUAUCGGAUAUGGGUUUGUAUCUUACCAAUUAGGAUCACAUGCUUCAAAAUGUAUACAGAUGUUAAACGGUAAAGAAAUUGAAGGAUCAACACUGUUCAUAAACUAUCAUGUAGAUCGUAAAGAAAGAGAAAACUUGCAUUGGAAUCAAGUCAAAGAAAAUUUUGACGAAAAGACCUUUAAAUGCUUGUUUAUUGGUAAUUUACCAAAACUAACGGAUACUAGUAAUAUUGUCACAGAAGACAUGGUUCUUAAAUUAUUAACUGGGAAAUUACUUGAGAAAUUCCCAAAUUUUACUAUUUUAUCAUAUUAUUUCCCAAAGGAUUCAAAUAAAAAUAGGAAUGAUGUAUCAGAACAGACAACCUUAAAAGGGUACGGCUUCAUUAAAGUAGGAAGCUCAGAUGAGAUACAACAUGUAAUUGAUCAAUUCAAUGGUUUUCAAUGGUUCGGAAACUCUUUGGUAGUUAAUAAAGCUGUUCAGAAUAGAAUUCAAAGUUCAAAUCAGAAGGGUACUGUUAAUAAUGACGGUGGUGGUGCAUUUAUAAAUGGUACAAAUCACAAUUACUAUCAUAACAGACAAUACCAAGAAAAAUCUGUUAUCUCUUCUCGAGGCUCUGAUGUUGUUGAUCAACAAAUUCCGCAGUAUGUUAAAAACAUAUACCAAAACUACUAUAAUGAUCCUUCAAGUAUUCGGGUAAAUUCAAAUGUGUCGGUUCCAACAUCAAUUUUGGGUGAUAAAAGCUCACCUAUGAUGAAUAUCCCUGUAAAUUUGAAUAACGAGCCCACCUAUGAGGGCCCAAAUCUACUUCCAAAUAUGUAUAUGAACAGUCUCCCAAUACCAUUGAGUAAUCAACAGGAAUCGAAUCUGUAUGUAAAACAUAUUCCAUUAGAUUGGACAGAUGAGAUAUUGACUGAGUUUUAUGAAUGUUUCGGAAUCAUAAUUAGUUCUAAGGUGAUUACUAUCGGUGGAUCAUCGAACCAGGAAAAUUCUAGUAACUCAAAUCUUCUAACAGAAAACGAAAAUACAACAGAGGAAGAAGAGGUCAUAGGUUCCUCAAAAGGUUAUGGUUUUGUAUGUUUUGAGAAUCCAAUUGAUGCGUCAAGAGCAAUUUUGGCUACAAAUGGGUAUCAACUGAACAACGGAUCUGUAUUAUCAGUUUCGUUCGCUAAUAAAAAGAAUAAUAAUAAUAAUGUCAAUAACAAUAGCCGUAAUGAUAACCAUAACGGGUCAAAUAAUGAAAAUAAGAAUUCAAGUAGAAACCGAGAUAUCAUAGGAGAAAACAAUGGGUUUGACAAUUUCUGCUAUAGAGGUAGGGGUAACAUCGGUACUAAUGGGAUCAACAAUCAAAUGCCCUAUAAUAAGAAAUUCAUGAACGCAUUGAUGCAGCAACAGAAUCAACUUCUUGUUAGCCCUUCUAUGAACAUGCCACCAGCUCCAAUUCAGAAUUUUCCUAUGUACAUGAAUACAGUCGUCAAUAAUGUCCCUUAUUUUCCUGUUUCCGCAUAUAAUACAAUGCCAUUCCAAUAUCCAAGAUAA